This is a messenger RNA of Cucurbita pepo subsp. pepo (vegetable marrow), 3692 nucleotides long. RefSeq lists its product as uncharacterized. Lineage: Eukaryota; Viridiplantae; Streptophyta; Magnoliopsida; Cucurbitales; Cucurbitaceae. Gene Ontology annotation, molecular function: protein kinase activity; ATP binding; receptor serine/threonine kinase binding. Gene Ontology annotation, biological process: protein phosphorylation. The record is from RefSeq and is a predicted model, not a curated record.
GUCGGGAUCAAUUAACCUAAAACUAAUAGAUAUCAGAGUGUCACAAAAUUUAUUGUAGCCAAUGGUGUAAAUCAAAUAUUUCUAUUUGAACUACUACUAAAAAUUUAUACCUCCUCAGUUGUUUGUAUUUAUAAUAUUUGAAAAGAAAAAAAAACAAAUAAAAAAGUUGUAGAAGAAGAAGAUCCAGUAGUUAAGGUUAUGGGGGAGGGUGUUCUUCUUCCUCCAUGGCCGCCAACCAAAACCCACUGAAGAAAACCAAUCAUCACCAUCAUCAUGAAAUGUGUUCUGCUCGCAGCACUUCUAAAAAGCACUUCCCACACUCAUCAUCUUCUUCCUUGCCUUAAAAUUUCAGUCUCUUCUUCUUCUUCUGCUCUCUGCUCAGCCAAAGAUUCAAUUCGUCAGCCAUGAAAGCAGCUUCCAGUUUCCUGUUCUUGAUCUCUGCCGUUCUUUUGAUCAUCAUCUCUUUUCUUCUUUCUGCAACUUCUUCAACUCCAACUGUUUUGCCCCUUCAACUUCUCUCUCUGCUUUCUAUCAAAUCCUCCAUUAAAGACUCCUUUUCGAGCUUUCUUGAUUGGGACCCUAAACCCACCUUCUCCAAAGCUGAUUUUCAUGACCCGAUUUGGUGUUCUUGGUCUGGAGUUCGAUGUGAUCAGAACUCGCCGGAAAUUACCUCCUUGGAUUUGUCUCGUCGGAAUCUCACUGGGUUUAUUCCCUCUGAAAUUAAGUACUUAACGAGCUUAGUUUAUUUGAAUUUGAGUGGUAAUAGCUUUCUUGGGCCGUUCCCCACCGCCAUUUUUGAGCUCACUCAGCUUACGACUCUUGAUAUUAGUCAUAAUAUCUUCACCUCCACUUUCCCACCUGGGAUUUCCAAGCUUAAGUUCUUGAAUGUUUUCAAUGCCUACAGUAACAACUUCACUGGUUCGUUACCGCAAGAAUUCGCGCAUCUCCGGUUCCUUGAAUGGCUCAACCUCGGUGGAAGCUACUUUAAUGGCAGUAUUCCGGCGAGUUAUGGCGGUUUGUCACGGUUGAAGUAUUUGCAUUUGGCUGGAAAUGCUCUUGAUGGUCAAAUUCCAGGGCAACUAGCGUAUUUAACCAAACUAGAGAGAAUGGAAAUCGGUUACAAUACCUUCUCCGGCGGGAUUCCGGCGGAAUUUCCAUUGUUGUUGAAUCUGAAAUACUUGGAUAUUGCCGGAGCGAAUCUCGCCGGGACUCUGCCGCAGGACAUUGGAAACAUGACGAAGCUGCAAAAUCUGCUUCUCUUCAAGAAUCGAAUCACCGGCAAAAUUCCUGAAAGUUUAGGGAAAUUAGAAGCGCUUGAGGAGCUUGAUUUGUCGGAGAAUCAACUCACCGGAGCGAUUCCGUUGGAUUUGUAUAAUCUGAAGGAAUUAAGAGAGCUGAGUUUGAUGGCGAACGAUCUGAGUGGGGAAAUUCCACAAGCACUUGGCGAUCUUCCAAAUCUCGCCAGUUUGCGAUUAUGGAACAAUUUGCUCACAGGUCCACUGCCUCAGAAUCUCGGCUCGAACGAGAAGUUACUGCAAGUCGACGUGUCGUCGAAUCAACUCUCCGGUCCGAUUCCUCCAAAUCUCUGCCAUGGAAACAAGCUGUAUAAGCUCAUUCUGUUUUCCAACAAAUUAGGGCACGAACUUCCCGCCUCUUUAACGAACUGCACGUCUCUCGUUCGUCUUCGAAUCCAAAACAAUUUCCUUAACGGCUCGAUUCCUCACGGUUUCGGCAUGUUGGAGAAUCUGACAUUCGCCGAUUUCAGUAACAAUAACUUCUCCGGCGAGAUUCCGGCGGAUUUUGGGAAUGCGGUGAAGUUACAGUACUUGAACAUUUCACAGAACGCCUUCGGAACUUCCUUACCGGAGAAUAUCUGGAACUCGACUAGCUUACAGAUCUUCUCGGCGAGUUCUUCGAGAAUCAUCGGUAGCAUCCCCGAUUUCGUCGGGUGUAGAUCUAUCUACGAGAUCGAACUCCAGGACAAUAAUUUAAACAGUAGUAUUCCAUGGACGUUCGGCCAUUGCGAGAAGCUACUCACGCUGAAUUUAAGCAGGAAUUCGUUAACCGGCAUUAUUCCAUGGGAGAUCUCCACGCUGCCGUCGAUUACCGCCAUUGAUCUGUCACGAAACUUCCUCACAGGUACAAUCCCUUCAAAUUUCCAAAACUGUAGCACAAUCGAAAGCUUCGACGUAUCAUACAACCAGCUCACCGGCCCCAUUCCAUCGACCGGAACAAUCUUCCCGGGAUUACACUCUUCUUCAUUCAUCGGCAACGACGGUCUCUGCGGCGAGAUUCUAGCGAAACCCUGCGCUGUCGACGCGCUCUCCGAUGGCGGGAUAGAGGUCCGGCAGCAGCAGCCACGGCGGACGACGGGAGCAAUCGUGUGGAUAAUGGCAGCGGCGUUUGGAAUCGGAUUGUUCGUAUUAGUAGCCGGGACGAGGUGUUUUCAGGCGAAUUACAGCCGUCGAUUCGGCGGUGGCGACGAGGAAACGGGACCGUGGAAACUAACCGCCUUUCAACGGUUGAACUUCACGGCGGAGGACGUGUUAGAGUGUAUGUCAAUGACGGAUAAGAUCCUGGGAAUGGGGUCCACUGGGACGGUAUAUAAAGCGGAGAUGCCAGGUGGCGAAAUCAUAGCAGUGAAGAAAUUGUGGGGUAAAUAUAAAGAGAACAUCCGACGGCGGAGAGGGGUUCUGGCGGAAGUGGAGGUACUGGGGAACGUGAGGCACAGGAACAUAGUGAGAUUGUUAGGGUGCUGCAGCAACAAGGAGUGUACGAUGCUGCUCUACGAGUAUAUGCCAAAUGGUAAUUUGGACGAUUUACUGCACGGUAAAAACAAGGGUGAAAAUUUGGUGGCCGAUUGGAUAACUAGGUAUAAAAUUGCAUUGGGUGUGGCACAGGGGAUUUGUUAUCUUCACCAUGACUGUGAUCCAGUCAUCGUGCACCGCGAUUUGAAGCCCAGUAAUAUUUUAUUGGACGGUGAGAUGGAGGCCCGAGUGGCGGAUUUUGGCGUCGCUAAGUUGAUCCAGACCGAUGAGUCAAUGUCGGUGAUCGCUGGAUCCUACGGCUACAUUGCACCAGAAUACGGCUACACGCUUCAAGUAGAUGAAAAAAGUGAUAUUUAUAGCUUUGGAGUUGUGUUGAUGGAGAUCGUGAGCGGUAAGAGAUCUGUGGAUUCUGAAUUUGGCGAGGGGAAUAGCAUUGUGGAUUGGGUAAGAUCCAAAAUUAAGGUGAAAGAUGGAGUGAAUCAAGUUUUGGACAACGAUGUCAGUGGGUCUUGUGCGUCUGUCAGAGAAGAAAUGAUACAAAUGCUUCGUAUUUCAUUGCUUUGUACGAGCCGUAACCCUGCAGACCGACCGUCGAUGCGUGACGUCGUUUUGAUGCUACAACAAGCAAAACCCAAGAGAAAAUUUCCUGGGAAUCUUGUCACUGUCGAAGCUGCUGAUGUUCUCUUAGACCACAAGAUAGUAGCCGAGUGUUAAUAUCGUUUCUUUUUCUUUUUCAAUUGGUGGGGAUUGGUAUAGGUUAAGAGUGCUCCUUCUCCUCCUACAUCGUGGUCGGUCCUUCGUUAUGGUCAUUGUAUAGUGAAAAAGCUCACCCAUUUCUUUAGCCGAACGAUAUAAUUAUAGGAAAUGCUAUAAUCCAUCGGUCUUCUUUUUACGAUGAGCCACUCUAGUACAACAAGUUAAAGG